Molecule: messenger RNA, 1733 nt
Organism: Thlaspi arvense
Lineage: Eukaryota; Viridiplantae; Streptophyta; Magnoliopsida; Brassicales; Brassicaceae
Source: the annotation of a GenBank genome assembly
GUGCAGGAGCCACAAAAUAAAAUAAAAAACUGUGGAAGGAGCAAAAGCUUGGGGACUAGAGAAGCUAUGUCGAUUGUUGUGGAUGUCAUUAGAGUAUCGGAUAUGGUAGCUCAAGAUGCAAACUUGAGUGGGAGUUCGAGUACUAAUAUCUACACGAGAUUGAAGAACGCGGCUCGAUAUGGGGAUACAGAAACACUCUACAAGUUGAUUGCAGAAGAUCCAAACAUUCUAGGACAUUUUGAUAAAGUGCCCUUUUGUGAGACGCCAUUACAUAUUGCAGCUGAAAAGGGGCAAACUCAUUUUGCCAUGAAAUUAAUGACUCUUAAACCGUCACUUGCUUCCAAGCUAAACGCGUCAGGUUUUAGUCCAAUGCAUUUAGCCCUGCAACACAACCACAUUCGAAUGGUGAGAGGUUUUGUGGCAAUCGACAGCAGCUUAGUCAGCAUCAAGGGAAGAGGAAGGAUUACUCCUUUGCAUCAUGUGGCUCGAGUAGGUGAAGCCGAGUUGUUGAGCGAGUUCUUGUUUGCUUGUCCGUCUUCAUUAAACGAUUUGACGGUUAAGUGUGAGACAGCUGUGCAUGUUGCUGUGAAGAACGGCCAGCUUAAGGCAUUUAAGGUUCUAUUGGGAUGGAUCAAGAGAGUAAACAAAGAGGAAAUCUUGGACUUGAAGGAUGAAGAUGGUAACACAGCCUUCCAUAAUGCUGCAUCCAUUAAUCAGACUGAGGUCAUGAAGUUGCUGGGUAAAGUCGUUAAAGUAAAAGCCAAGAACUUGGAUGGCAAAACCGCGAUGGACAUAUUUCAAACUCACCAGUCUCUUUCUUUCCCUGAAGCAAGAACCUUUCUCCACAGUGUUAAAGAAAAACUCAUUUGUCGUUCCACAACAACUCUUGGGGAAUAUUUGACCAAAAAGCUAUCGUUUAUUGAGAAACGGAACAAACUCUUGGGGAUGAGAAAUUUGACCAUGAGUAGCGACAUGUCUCUAAACACUAGCAACCGCCAUGAUGCCAUACUUGUGGUGGCUAUAUUGAUAGUAACAGCUACAUACCAGGCUGGUCUCAGUCCUCCCGGCGGAUUUUGGCAGGAGAUUAGAGAUGAUCACAAAGCUGGGGAGAUGACUAUGGACUUCUCCAAUGCCGUACAUUUUAACAUCCUCAACGGGGUUGCCUUCUUAUCAUCUCUAUAUGUGAUCAUGGUUCUCAUAAUUGGACUCCCCAAGUGGCAAUUAAUCUAUGGCUCAACAGCGGCUUUAAGUAUCGGUAUGUUAGCAUCGUACAGCACUAUAUUCCCGAAUCCAAUUGGCACUUAUAGCACAGUCCGUAUUAUGUUAGCUAUCGCGUACAUCCUCAUAUUCCCAGUGAUGAUAGUAUUCUUCAUGUCUGCUACAUUCAUGGCGUUCGUUGCUGAUAAACGUCGCCGGCACCGAGUGGACUUUCCGGCGGGCUGCUUCAGCGCACAUGAUGCACCGCGUCAUCCUUAUCUUUCAUUAUUCUUUUGGCUUUGUAUUAUCGGUGUUGUUUAUUUUAGCUGGUUUAAGCACCAAAUUUAAAAAAAAAAAAAGAAAAAAAAACUUAUUUCUCUUCUUGUUUUGAAGUAUUUGGGCUAGGCUUAACGUGUUAAACACGACUUUGUGUUCAACAAGUUAUCUGGCUUUUGCGUCUUUUCUUCUUUGUCUGUUUUUAUUGAGUCUUUGUUUUAUUUAAUAAAUUAAUAAAAAAACUAAAAAAUGGAAAUUCA